Messenger RNA from Nymphaea colorata (pocket water lily), 2716 nucleotides. Its product is annotated as exocyst complex component EXO70B1-like. The record is from RefSeq and is a predicted model, not a curated record. Gene Ontology annotation, cellular component: exocyst. The transcript has a single exon. The coding region runs from base 335 to 2305 and encodes 656 amino acids. Lineage: Eukaryota; Viridiplantae; Streptophyta; Magnoliopsida; Nymphaeales; Nymphaeaceae. Gene Ontology annotation, molecular function: phosphatidylinositol-4,5-bisphosphate binding. Gene Ontology annotation, biological process: exocytosis.
CAUACGAGAAAAGUGGGAAAGGAAGGACCGGCCCGGCUGGCGCGAGGCGAUGUGGCGACGGCGGAGCCGCUCUCGCUCAAGAUCCAGAGAGAGAGAGAGAGAGAGAGGGGAAGACUUCUGCGACAAGCUGGUCAAGAGGAAGGGGAAGAAGAGGCGGACGGAGGGUAGACAGGAGGCGACUACUCUGCGACGUUUCAGCCAAGGAAGGGAGCUUGGAGAGUCCGAGAGUUGGGGUUUCUUUCUGCAGAUUUCGUGGGGAUAGGGUUUGGUGGGGGAUACGGCUGGUCGAUCCAUUUCUGUGGAAGAAAGAAGGGGAAGAAGGGGAGGAGAAGCCAUGGCGGCCGUGGAGGGGGACGAGAGGGUGAUAGCCACGGCACAGCAGAUCGUGAAGAGCCUUGGGACGACGAAGAACGCGACGAAGGACAUUAUCAUGAUACUGUCUAGCUUCGACAACCGGCUGUCCACUAUGACUGACCUCCUCGCCAGCAGCGGCGCCGGCGAGAUGGAGGAGCGGCUGGACGCGGCCGAGGCCAAGGUCAUGCAGUGGGAUCUGAACUUGGAGACGGGACGUCAGUGCUUCCUCUGGGACGAUUUCCCCGACGAGGCGAGGGAUUUCUUAAGCGCCGUCGACGAGGUGAGUGGUUUGACGGAGAGCUUGGGGAAGCUGUCGCUUGCGAGCGAGGAGGAGCGCGACCUCCUCGACCGAGCGCAGUCCGUGCUCCAGGUGGCCAUGGACAGACUCGAGGACGAGUUCCGGCACGUUUUGAUCCGUAAAACUGUGCCGCUCGAUGCCGAUCGGCUCAGCGGAAGCACCUCCAUUCGACGGGAUGAUGAGGGCGGGUCCGAGUACUCUGGGGGAGGCGGCGACCACGACUGCGGCGGCAGCGAGGAGAUAGAUGCGGCCGAUCGGAGCGAGUACGCCUGUGACGAGGGGCCGCUGUCUUUAGAGUUGAUCAGGCCGGAAGCAAUUCCCGGUCUGAGGGAUAUCGCCCACCGGAUGGUCAAUUCAGGCUAUGCCGGCGAGUGCUGCCAGGUCUACAGCAGCAUCCGACGGGACGUUCUCGAGGAGUGCCUCUCUAUCCUCGGCGUCGACAAGCUCAGCAUCGACGACGUGCAGAAAAUGGAAUGGAACCCCCUUGACGGAAAAAUUCGGCGGUGGAUCCAGGCCAUGAAAAUCACUGUUGGCGACAUCUUUUCCGGUGAGCACCGCCUGUGCGAGCAGAUCUUUGGAGAGCUCGGCGGGGAUGUUCGGGAGGUUUGCUUCGUGGAGACGGCGAAGAGCGCGGUGCUGCAGCUUCUUAACUUCGGCGAGGCUGUCGCGAUUGGGCGCAGGUCGCCCGAGAAGUUAUCGCGGAUUCUGGACAUGUAUGACGCUCUCGCAGAGGCCCUUCCAGACCUACAGUUCCUAUUUUCCGGCGAGGCCGGGGAAGCGUUGGUCGAAGAGGCCAUGAGCUUGCUGGUGAGCCUAGGGGAUGCGGCCAAAGGGACGUUUGCGGAAUUCGAGAACGCGAUCCGGAGGGAGGCAUCGAGGACGCCUAUCCAGGGAGGGGCGAUACACCCGCUGGUACGGUACGUCAUGAAUUAUCUAAAAUUGCUGGUCGACUACAGCGACACUCUGAAUGUGUUGAUGGAGGAUGACACCAUCAACGUUCCAGAGGAGGACGAGGAGAUCAGGUACUUGGGGAGUAAUUCACCAAUGGCGAGGAGGCUGUUCUCGUUGACCUCUUUGUUGGAGGCUAACGUGGUCGAGAAAUCGAAACUUUACAAGGACAAGGCGAUGCAGUUUGUCUUCUUGAUGAACAAUCUACUGUACAUUGUGCAGAGAGUGAAGGAUUCGGAGCUCAGUGGGCUCCUUGGUGACCGCUGGGUGAAGAAACGCAGGGGACAGGUCCGGCAGUACGCCACUGGCUACCUCCGCGCAUCGUGGAAUAAGGUGUUGUUGUGUUUGAAAGAUGAAGGAAUCGGAAGUGGUUUAGGGGGCUCGUCUUCGGGUGGUGCUGUCUCUAAAGUUGCUCUGAAGGAGCGAUUCAAGAAUUUCAAUUUGGGGUUUGAAGAGAUUUACAGGAAUCAGACAGCUUGGAAUGUGCCUGAUCCGCAGCUCAGCGAGGAGCUCCGGAUUUCGAUCUCAGAGAAGGUUAUUCCAGCAUACCGAUCUUUUAUGGGGCGGUUUAGGAGUCACUUGGAGAGCUCGAGGCACGCAGAUAAAUAUAUAAAAUAUACACCAGAAGAUUUGGAGAACUAUCUGCUGGAUUUGUUCGAAGGGGUGCCUGCAACUUUGAGCCAUCCACGAAGGAAGAGUUCGUGAUGGAUAAGGAGCCAGUUGUCGUUAACUAGCAAAUCUUAUCCCUUUUGAGCUUUCGCGCUCAAGAUUACGAGGGGUAUGCUCGUUGAAUCCGCCCAAGGAUCUUCGUUUUUAUUAUUAUAGAUUGCGCACCCGAUGUGGUAACUCUUUUUACUGCUUGUCUUUAGGUUUGCACCGUUAAUUAUGACCUCAUGAUUUCUAGGUGCUUGUUGCUGUACGGUCUUAGGAGUGUACAUAUUUCACUAGUUCAUUCGGCUGUAUAUCCUAUGUCGGUCUUUUGGGUUUCAAUGAUCCGCGUGUUUUCACGUGGAACCUGAUGUGAACUUGACAACCCAUUUUUUGUGCCGCUAUGUAUAUUUGGUUAUUCAAUUAAGAUGCCUCAGUUCCUUCAUCGUAAGGAACAUGUGUCACCAA